Mauremys mutica (yellowpond turtle) is the source of this 2283-nucleotide messenger RNA. Its product is annotated as homeobox protein vex1-like. The transcript is spliced from 3 exons. The coding region runs from base 205 to 1176 and encodes 323 amino acids. The record is from RefSeq and is a predicted model, not a curated record. Gene Ontology annotation, molecular function: DNA-binding transcription factor activity, RNA polymerase II-specific; RNA polymerase II cis-regulatory region sequence-specific DNA binding. NCBI's taxonomy places the organism in Eukaryota, Metazoa, Chordata, Testudines, Geoemydidae. Gene Ontology annotation, biological process: cell differentiation; regulation of transcription by RNA polymerase II. Gene Ontology annotation, cellular component: nucleus.
UGCAGUAGCUGGGGUGAGUAAAACAAAAGUGCAGGCCCUGAUAUAAUUAUUACCAGCUGUAUCAUUCCGAGAUGAACUUGGCGCCAGGUCAGGUAGCCUUGAGUUCUGUUAACAACUGUGUUCAGAGAUUAGUCGGAUGUAACAAUCACCUGAAAGGGGAGAUUAAAGGGUCUCAAUGGGAUCCUUUGUUCUCGGUCUCAUUUGAUGCUUUGGGGCCUUUUCAAAUCACGUCGCGGAGGAGCUUUAAAUAUUUGGAGACCCAGGGGGAUGGUUAGUCGGCCUGCUGGGGCGAGGAAGGGCUCAAAGGGGCAAAGGGCACGGAGGAUGGAGAAGGGGUCUUUCUCGGUGGAGUGGCUCGCUCAGAGCAGCCACGAGAAAGCCCAACUUGCAAGCGGGGUGUCUUCCAUCUACCACCCCUCGCGGGGCCACCAGUCCCUGCCCAAGAAUGCAGCCAGUGCCAGCGGCGAUCAGGAGAAGGGAAACCCAGCGCUUACCAGGCCAAGCACUAGGAGCCGGGAGAGGCCGCCUGAGGGCACCCGGCGGGGCCCGGGAGACCAAGCUGCCCCGAGGGAGCUGCAGGAAACUGGCCCAAGCAGCGCCGCGUCCAGCCCGAAGGAAGAGGAGGAGGCGGGCGGGGAAGGCAGCGGCUCGGAGAGCGCCAGCUGCACCCAGCCGGGACGGCCCCGCACCAAGUUCUCGGCCUCGCAGCUGCAGGAGCUGGAGAGGAGCUUCCGGGAGCAGCGCUACAUCGGGGCCAGCGAGAAGCGGCGGCUGUCCAAGGUGCUGAAGCUCUCCCAGACCCAGAUAAAAACCUGGUUCCAGAACCGUCGUAUGAAGUUCAAACGACAGACCCAAGAUGCCAGGGUUGAAGCUCUCUUUUCAGGCUUACUUCUACCUUAUCGUUACCCAGACACCCAGACACCCAAUUAUCCCCCCGGGAUGGAGUUCAACGUCUCCUCUGCUGCUGCUGUGACCUGUUCCCUUCACCCAGCUAUGCCAAACCCAGCCCUGCUGCUACCUCCUGCUCCAACUCAAUCUCUUCAGCCAGUGGUGCCAACCCCAGCCCUGCUGCUGUCUGCUGCUCCAGGAUUUUCUUAUCAGUCUACAAUUCCAACGGUCUCUCUAACCCAGGAUCAUAAUCGACUGAGAUUCCAAACAUAUCUUCCUCCCUCUUAAACAUGCAUAAAAGUGCUCUGAGCUGCAAAAUGAACUUUUUUUAAAAUGAACUACCUGAAAUCAUGAAGAGUACUUAUUUAACUUAUUUUUAUUAAAGUUAUUAAAUAUAUUAAUUCAGUAUUUCAAAAACUUUAUUUUUUUUGGUUAUUUUGUCUUUAAAGCAGUGUUGUUAAAGGGACACAGUCAAGAACGGGCUCAAAAUGGUAAUUAGAAUAGGCUGACAAAUGGUAGAGCAAGUUGAUAUUGCAAAAAUUCUACUCCCUUCCUCCAACUGCAGACAUAUUGCCAUCAAAACUUCAAUGAAAACUCAUAACUGGGAAUAAUGGUGUGGGACUAUAGGAGUGAUUUUUGCUGAUUAUUAAUUUAUAAUAAUCCAACACUUUAUCAAUAAGUGUUAACCGUCCAACUUAUCUACUGAAUCCUAUCUGCAGAAAUACUAAUCUAUUAUAAUAGCUCAUGUAGUUCAUAAGUGUGUGUGGCAGGGGUGGUGGUGGAAUUGUUUAACAAGUGCAUGGGGGAGGACAAUAGGGUGCUUUUAGUUUCUAAGAUUAAUAACUUUACCAGAAUUUAAUAUUAACACUUGACAAUGUCCCUUUACAAACAUUGUCAAACUACCUCUAAGGAAACUCUUGUACUAAUUACAGUAAAAUAUAGUAAUGGGAACACUUGAUUGAAAAAGGGUGUGUGCUUGUGAAUGGUAAACACAGAAGUUUAAACAACUAUAUGGGACUAGGGACCAUCAUGGCUUUUACAAGUUCAUUUGUGGGUAGAGGCACCUUGUGAUUAAAUCUUUUUUUGGGGGGGAAACAAAACUGUGUAAGAACUAACAUCCAUUUUCUGUGAAAAAGCUACCACUAGCAAGCCAGAAAUGUCUCAUGUAAUUAAUACUUGUUUUCUUAUAUUUCAUGGAACGAAAUCUUGUACUCAAAACUCCUAUUUCAGGGAUCCUUUUCUGAGCGUUGCAAAAUUUACAUUUUACACUAAUUUUAAUAUUCAAAUUCCAUAAAUAUCUAGUCCUGUACAAGUGUCAUUCAAGACCAGUUAACUUCAGGAUGUUACUCACAAAUUUUAUCUGUGUAUGUGAUAAAUAUAAACUGACUCAGCAUG